Messenger RNA from Paramecium octaurelia, 817 nucleotides. The record is from the annotation of a GenBank genome assembly. Lineage: Eukaryota; Ciliophora; Oligohymenophorea; Peniculida; Parameciidae.
UAAAUCUUACAGCAUGGGUGAGAUAGUGCCAAAUCAAUUGUUUGUUGCUGGAUACAGUCGUAAUAAAAUACCAGAUGAGAAGGGCAUCAAAGAUAUUUUCAAGAAAUAUGGAAGCAUCAAGGAUGUUGCCUAUAAAGGCUCCUAUUCAUUUGUAGUACGAAUUUCACCCUCUAUAGCUAGACUUUCUCUGCCGAAUCAGAAGCCCAGAAUGCCAUUUCAGCUUUGAAUGGACAACAAAUUAAUGGAUAAAAGCUUAAAGUAGAUAUUGUGGACAAUCACAAAGGCAGACGCAGUGGUCCUUAACAAAAUGACGAGUGUUUCAAGUGUGGAUAAGGUGGUCAUUGGUAUUGCUUUGUUUUAUUAUGUUAGGGCUAGAGAAUGUCCCAAUAGAACAUCACCAAAUAGAAGAAGAAGAUAUUCGAAUUCAAGAUCAAGGUAUUAACACAUUCACUAUUUUGAGACACCGAAGAUCAAAAAGAUCUAAUUCGAGAUCUCGCUCAUAUUCCUCUUAUUCCUCUUCUCACUCUAGAAGGAGAAGAGAUGCAAAGAAGAGAAGCAAGUACAGCAGAAGAAGUAGAAGUCCAAAAAGAGACAACAAGAGAAAGAAAAGCACCAGCUGCAGAAGAUCACAAAGCAAUUCAAGGUCCAGAUCUUCAGUCAGCAAUAAAUAACGCUAGUCAAAUAAAUCAUCUUCAUCUAAAUGAGAAAGGAUCAAAUUAAGAAAAAAAAAAGAAAUUAGAAAUUAAAUCAAUCCCUUUCUUCCCUUUUUCGUUUUCUGCAUCUGUUUCUGGACUAAAUUGUGUCAAUUGUAUAAAAG